UUUUGGUACGGGAAUGCACUCCAAGCUCUUGGAAUGCACUCCAGAGGUCUCUGGAAUGAAUCUACACCUUACACGUCCUGAAAUUUGAGCCCCUUUUAGUGAACACCAUGAAAUAAUAAAAAAAUUGCAGUCGAUAUCGUGCCAGAGCUAAUCCUCGAUAAACUAAAACAAUUUAUUCCUACCUUUUUCCUCGGAAAUUUAAGCUUCGUGGGACUCACUACAAAAAUUUGACGGCAUCUCUGUGAAGUCGUCAUAUAGCUGAUUAUAAUGACCAUGCAUUUGACGCCCUCUUCAAUUCGUGAUUUAAAUAAUUCCCGUUUCACUGUAAAUCUCUAAUGGAAGUUGUUCGUAUAUCAGAUCUCUGACUACGGUACUGCACAGGUAUCGGGGCUUUAGAAGAAGAAAAUUAGUAACAAUGGCUUGAAAAUGCUGUGAAUAAAGCAUUACAUUUGCUGCAGGGUUUGUGAAUAAAUUGUUCCUGCUAGGGUUUACGAACAUUUUCAGUGCAUAUGUUCGCCUUUACAGCAGAAUAAUGCAGCUAGCUCGAUUUGAGGAGGACGGUACCUGGGAUUGUUAAAAUCUUUAAGUUCAGCACGAUAUAUUCAGAAACAAUUUAUUAUACAGUAAACAAUGGUGGAGCUUGACAGGGCUGUCGAUGCGCAAACUGAAUUGGAUGAAAUUCAUUUUACGUCAGGAGUUGAGCAGGUUUUACCCCAAGUUCAGGAUGAAUGGAUUGGGAAAGAUCUGGUUGGAGGAGCAGAAAUGGAGAUUGACGCUUCCCAGGGACAGGAAGAAAUUCACCUCAUUGAUAAUUCAAGGAAUAUUGCUUUAGAACAAAGCAGUGGAAGCAUGAUCAGUAAAAGGAGAGAAGAAGACAACGAAGCUGUUAAUGUGUAUGAUGCACAAACUGGUUCUUUAAUGCGCCCAAUUAACAAACGGAUCGCAACAACUGAUAAUGACAGCCACUCAAUGCAGCAACCACAUGCUGGUGUUCAUGAAAGGUCAGAGGAUGUUGGGAAUAUUGAUGGUUUGAAGGAAACUCAGUCAACAAGUGCAAAGGAUUUAAAGAUAAUCCAAUCAGGUCGCAGGGAUGCUGCAAGAUUAGCUAUGUCACAUCUUGUGAAUGAUUCAAGAGUAACUGCAACAGGUGUUGCAGUUGAUUCAAGGGUUAAUCAUCAGGAACAUCGAGAUAAUUCAAGGUUUGUCGAGUUAGAGUAUGAGGGCGGCUGCAAGACACUUUUGCAAGAAAGCAGGGAAGACAUGAGGGAAAUUCCUUCAGAAACCAUGGACGAGCUGAGAAUAAUUCAGCAUGAAGAACAGAACUUGAGUCCAGGCCAAAUAGAGGAAAAUUGCGCCUCAGACUUGGCACUGAGCCAAGACACAGGUGAUGGUGCUGAAGCAUUUUAUCGAAUGAAUCCUGACUUCACAAACGGAACAUCACGGUUCUUACCUUCAUAUUCAAUGGAAGAUGGCGAUGGCACAGAUGAAGAACAAGCAGCAUUUGUCAGAGAACUAGAAAACUUCUUUAAAGAAAGGAAUAUGGAGUUUAAGCCACCUAAAUUUUAUGGGGAAAAUCUGAACUGUCUCAAACUCUGGAGGGCAGUCACAAAGCUUGGAGGGUAUGAACAGGUGACAUCAUGCAAAUUAUGGCGUCAAGUGGGCGAGUCGUUCAAGCCUCCGAAAACUUGCACAACAGUUUCCUGGUCAUUUCGAGGUUUCUAUGAGAAGGCUCUUCUUGAGUAUGAAAGGUUCAAGUUUGGUAGUAGUAUUGGCGGUGGAGGUGGCAAUGGCAGCGGCAAUGGCAAUGGAGGAACUUCUAUGGAUAACAAUGCCCAAACGGAUGUUCUACUUACUGUAGGGGCUGAAAGCCAGCCUUGCGCUACACAAGCAUCAGGCUCAGGAAGAGCCAGAAGGGAUGCAGCAGCUCGUGCUAUGCAGGGGUGGCACUCACAGCGACUUUUGAGUAAUGGUGAGGUUGGUGAUCCUAUUGUUAAGGAUAAAAACUCAGUUUCUCUAACAAAACGAGAGAAGCAACUGAAGAGUAUUGGUAUGCUGAAAAGGAAGAAAACAUCAUCUUUAGAGCGAGCUGUAAAAGUUGCACGUACAAAAGGAGCAAAUCCUCAAAUGGAUGCAAUGGUUGUGGAUGUUGGACCUCAAGCAGAUUGGGUGAAGGUCAACGUGCACAAAACUAGAGAUUGCUUUGAGGUCUAUGCUCUAGUGCCUGGCUUGCUCCGUGAAGAGGUCCGGGUUCAGUGUGAUCCAGCAGGUCGCUUGGUUAUUUCUGGUGAUCCUGAGCAACCUGACAAUCCAUGGGGUGUGACCUCUUUCAAAAAGGUAAUUAGCUUGCCAUCAAGGAUUGAUUCCCAUCAAACGUCAGCAGUGGUUACUCUUCAUGGUCAGCUAUUUGUUCGUGUUCCUUUUGAACAAUCUGACUAGUAGUGUAUGAUGUACUAUCUCGGCUUCCUCUUAAGUUUUUUUAAGCUCGAAGGAAGAGGAUUACAAAAAUGGAGCAUUUGAUGAAUCAAACUUAUCAAAUGAAGCAAAUGGGGGUAAUUUCAAGCAAAGAAAAAUCAGGAAGAUUAGAAAAAAAUCACCUCCAUUCUGAGGAUUUUGCUAAUCUUUGGUUUAGAAUUUCAUAUGAAAUGUUGGGACUACUGUUUGAGUUUCGGUAGUCUUUAAUGAAACUAUUGAAUGCUAUAAUGAAGAGCAUGAGAUAGUUAAAUGCGGACUCCCCUGCAUUGCAUUGUAAAGCUUUGCCGCAGGUCAUUCCAGUGGCUCAACUACUAGCUGGCUUGUUUCACCUACUUCUUUAAUGUAAUGUACCAUAAUGUGCUGUAUAAACAGAGUAAUGUAAUGAUGUGCAAGACAGCAUUAAUGAAGGGAAUGAGCGCCUUACUUUGA
Molecule: messenger RNA, 2901 nt
Organism: Cryptomeria japonica (Japanese cedar)
Lineage: Eukaryota; Viridiplantae; Streptophyta; Pinopsida; Cupressales; Cupressaceae
Product: AT-rich interactive domain-containing protein 5
Exons: 14
Coding region: 631-2436 (601 amino acids)
Biological process (GO): regulation of transcription by RNA polymerase II
Cellular component (GO): nucleus
Molecular function (GO): DNA binding
Source: RefSeq, a predicted model, not a curated record